AUGAGCCGAAUAGCUACGCCCUCCAUGCGCGCCUUCCAGCCCGUCUUUCGCCCGCUUGGACUGCGCCCGGCGCCCGCCCUCUCAGCGCUGGGCCGCCUUCCGCUCGUCACAGCUCAGCACGCGGCAACAAGCCAGACCACCCCGUUCUCUACAACAGCCGUCCUGCAGAAGAGAGGCAAGGGUCCGAAGAAGGAUGCGAGAAUAGUCCAAAUCCGCUACCAUCUCUUUCACCCGCGGACGCCCCGUCCACUCCGCUUCUCCCGCCUUCGCGCCUUGAGGCAUUGGACCAUCCACCGCGCCUGGAUGUUGUUCAAGAGGAACCAACGUCGCGAACAGGAACUCGAGCUUGAACGACAGUACAACUCAAUGCGGAAUGCGUGUGAGGAGUUGAGGUUGAUGGAUGACAAUGGCAUGCCCGGCCCGGAGACGGCGAAGAAUGUCGGUCGCCUGUAUAGGACCGCUAUGAUGAAGACCGGGAUCUGGGACGGCGUCCCCAUUGAGUACGCGAGAUUACAGGUUGAUACACCCUCGAAGGAUGGCUGGAACCACGAGUGGAAACGGUAG
Diplodia corticola is the source of this 564-nucleotide messenger RNA. RefSeq names its product ring finger domain protein. Lineage: Eukaryota; Fungi; Ascomycota; Dothideomycetes; Botryosphaeriales; Botryosphaeriaceae. Bases 1 to 564 code for a protein of 187 amino acids. Gene Ontology annotation, biological process: mitochondrial translation. Gene Ontology annotation, molecular function: structural constituent of ribosome. The transcript is spliced from 2 exons. The record is from RefSeq and is a predicted model, not a curated record.